CGUCCUCACACUAUGACUUCUUUACGUAUUUUUGGACGGAGCUGUGGCCAGAUACAUCCAGGUAUGGCACGAGUGUGGUCAGAUACAUUUGAGAUACUUCUAGUUAAUGAUGAUGAUGAUGAUGCUCAUAAUGAUGAUGAUGAUGAUGAUGUCAACAAUGCUGCUGAUGAUGAUGAAGAUGAUGAUGAUGAUGAUGAUGAUGAUGAUGAUGAUGAUGAAGAUGAUGAUGACGCACCAAUGAAGAUGCUCAUAAUGAUGAUGGUGAUGUCAGUAAUGCUGCUACUGCUGCUGCUGCUGAUGAUGAUGAUGAUGAUGACGCAUGAUAGCCAUACCACUCCGCUGGGCCCAAAGGAAGCUCUGGUUGAAAAGCACGCCAGCCUCCAUAUUGAUGAUGAUGAUGAUGACGAUGAUGAUGAUGAUGAUAAUGAUGAAGAUGAUGAUGAUGGUGAUGAUAAUGUGGACAUGCGAGUGGCUGAAGCUCUUCGUGAUGAGUUGGAGUAUCAGGCGAAGAGCUAUAGGACCCCUAGGUUGGUGACUAGAGGGCCUCCUCGUCCUUUUGAGAUUCGAGACAAGCCUGGAACAGGAGCUAUCCUUCUCUAUCGAUCUUUUGGCGGGAAAGAGGACAUCGCCGUUGCCUAUUGCUUGCAGCCGGAUGAUUACAAGGAGCCUCCAUCAAUUUGGAAGAAGGUAGAAGAUGAACUGGAUGGGGUCAUUGAUGAAGACAAACCCUUUCCUCCCUCUCCUGUCGCGUUUACUGUGACCGUCGUUAAGGGUUUGAUUGGUCCCAUGCUCGAAUUGCAAUGCUCUAUCGUUGAUGCUGGUGAUGGCGGCGACGCAAUGCUUGUGAACGUCGAUCAUGUCUGCCUCGAGGUUGCCGAUGACAGCGAAGUCAGAGGGAUUGGCUAUGUCGGCCCGGAGUACAGUGUGCUGGACAAGGAUAUGAAAGAUGGCUUCGACGAGUUCUUGAAUGUCAGAGGGAUUAAUGCGAAUCUCGCGCGGUUUAUCGUCGUAAGCCUUCGGGACAAACAGCAGAGGGAAUACACGAGGUGGCUCGAGCAGGAUGAUGAUGAUAACGAUGAUGAUGUGGAUGAUAGUGACGAUGAUGAUGAUGAUGAUAAUGACGAUGAUGAUGAUGAUGAUGAUAGUGACAAUAGUGACGAUGAUGAUGAUGAUGAUGAUGAUGAUGAUGAUGAUUAUGAUUAUGAUGAUGAUGAUGAUAGUGACGAUGAUGAUGAAGGUCGUGAGGACAAUGGUGAGGAUGAAGGACCAGGAGGAGGAGGAGGAGGAGGAGGAGAAGGAGGAGGAAGAGGAGGAGGAGGAGGAGGAGGAGGAGGAGGACUAGGAGGAGAACGAUGUGGCUGAUUGGAAUGAUGGUGAGAGUUCAGGUUGUCCCGAGAGGUACGGGGAAGGCGGCUUCUAAUCCCCGCGGACGUCCCCGGCCCUAUCUCCUCCAUGAUGGGAGCUUGACCUCCCCCUGUCGUCUUCACCCACAUAGAAUGCCUGGUCAUUAUAUCUGAAUGUAGGGCAAUUUAAGACUAGAUACAGGCAUAAUUAGGGGGCGAUCAAUUCCGAUAUUGAAAGAAACUGCCCAAGGAAAUAAAAAAGUAACUUGUCA
Chara braunii is the source of this 1615-nucleotide messenger RNA. The record is from the annotation of a GenBank genome assembly. Lineage: Eukaryota; Viridiplantae; Streptophyta; Charophyceae; Charales; Characeae.